Macadamia integrifolia is the source of this 4003-nucleotide messenger RNA. RefSeq names its product putative ABC transporter B family member 8. Gene Ontology annotation, cellular component: membrane. Gene Ontology annotation, biological process: transmembrane transport. The coding region runs from base 151 to 3900 and encodes 1249 amino acids. Gene Ontology annotation, molecular function: ABC-type transporter activity; ATP hydrolysis activity; ATP binding. Lineage: Eukaryota; Viridiplantae; Streptophyta; Magnoliopsida; Proteales; Proteaceae. The transcript has 9 exons. The record is from RefSeq and is a predicted model, not a curated record.
ACCAAUGAGAUCACAACUCAGCUUCUCACUUAUCUUUCUUUCCUUUUCAUUUUUCCUGCUUUGCCUACUCUACCCACUCUCUGUGACACUUGAUUUUGGGUAACUGGUCAAAGAAAAGAAAGAGAGAAAGAAAGAAAGAAAGAAAGAAAGAUGAGUUCUUCCAUGCAGAAGGACAAAGAUUUGACGAAAGCUGACAUUGAUAGUAAAGAUUGGAAAUCUUCUCUAGCUCUAAUUUUCAGAUAUGCUGAUUGGGUUGAUGUUUUGCUUAUGUUGUUGGGUACUUUGGGAGCAAUUGGAGAUGGAUUGUCCACCAACUGCUUAUUAGUUUUUGCUAGCAGUCUUAUGAAUAGCUUAGGGUAUGGUAAGACCCAAGGCAACCAUGGAAAUUUCAUGGAUGAUGUUAAAAAGUGCAGUUUGUACUUUGUAUACUUGGGUUUAGCAGUUCUGGUUGUGGCUUUUAUGGAAGGUUAUUGUUGGAGCCGAACCAGUGAAAGGCAGGUGCUAAGGAUUCGCUACAAGUAUUUAGAAGCUGUUCUUAGACAAGAAGUUGGGUUUUUUGAUUCACAAGAAGCAACCACUUCAGAGAUUAUAAACAGUAUAUCCAAUGAUUCUUCACUCAUACAGGAGGUUCUCAGUGAGAAGGUGCCCAUUUUUAUGAUGCACACAUCUGUGUUCAUCUCAGGACUUGCAUUCUCAACUUACUUUUCAUGGAGGCUCUCUUUGGUAGCCUUUCCCCUAAUUAUUUUACUCAUCAUUCCUGGGAUGGUUUAUGGAAAAUACCUCCUCUACCUGUCCAAGAAGUCCCAUAAGGAAUACACAAAAGCAAAUACUAUAGUGGAACAGGCCCUAAGCUCUAUUAAGACCAUCUAUGCAUUCACUGCUGAGAAAAGAAUCCUGGAGAGGUAUUCAGCCAUACUGGACAGAACAGUGAAGCUUGGGAUCAAGCAAGGAAUUGCUAAAGGAAUUGCAGUGGGGAGCACCGGGCUUUCAUUUGCUAUAUGGGCUUUCCUUGCUUGGUAUGGAAGCCAAUUGGUGAUGUACAAAGGAGAGAGUGGAGGAAGGAUUUAUGCUGCUGGGAUUUCAUUCAUCAUGGGUGGACUGGCUCUUGGGAUGGCACUCCCUGAUCUAAAAUACUUCACGGAAGCUUCAAUGGCCGCGAAUCGAAUGUUUGAAAGGAUCGAUCGGAUUCCAGCCAUCGACAGUGAAGACACAAAAGGUCUAGUACUAGAACAAGUACGCGGUGAACUUGAAUUCGAGAAUGUCAAAUUCACCUACCCAUCUCGACCAGACUCCAUUGUCCUGGAGAAUUUCAAUCUUAAGGUUCAAGCAGGAGAGACUGUUGCCUUGGUGGGUGCAAGUGGGAGUGGGAAGUCGACUGCCAUAGCUCUGGUGCAACGCUUCUAUGAUGCUGAUAGUGGAUUUGUGAAGGUUGAUGGUUUGGAUAUAAAGACACUGCAACUCAAAUGGCUAAGAGGGAAAAUGGGUCUUGUGAGCCAAGAACAUGCCCUCUUUGGGACUUCCAUCAAGGAGAACAUUCUGUUUGGAAAACCAGAUGCAACCAUGGAUGAGAUCAUUGCUGCAACCAUGGCUUCAAAUGCUCAUAACUUCAUAAGACAACUACCUGAAGGCUAUGAAACCAAGAUCGGUGAACGCGGAGCUUUUCUUUCUGGUGGACAAAAGCAAAGGAUUGCCAUUGCUAGGGCUAUCAUCAAGAACCCUGCAAUUCUCCUCUUGGAUGAAGCCACCAGUGCCCUUGAUUCAGAAUCUGAGACUAUGGUUCAGAAUGCACUAGAUCAAGCCUCCAUGGGGAGAACCACUUUGGUGGUUGCACAUAAGCUCUCUACAGUAAGGAAUGCAGACCAGAUAGCAGUGGUGAGUGGGGGAAGCAUCAUAGAAAUGGGGUCUCAUAACGACCUCAUCAACCGAAAAAACGGUCACUAUGCCAGACUCGCAAAACUACAGAGGCAAUUCAGCAGCGACGAUCAAGAACGUGAAUCCCGUUUGCCUUCUUCUGUGACCAGAAGCAGCACCGGCCGCUUUAGUAUUCGAUCAAGCCCUGCUUCGUUCGCUUCUCCAAUGGCCACCCUUGUGAACUACGACGACCAGAAUAUGAAGUCUGCCGCCUCUCGCUCUCCUCCAUCAUUCUCUCGACUUCUACUCCUCAAUUCCCCUGAAUGGAAGAAGGGUGUCAUGGGUAGUCUCUCUGCAAUCGUCUUUGGCUCAGUUCAACCCGUUUAUGCCUUAACCAUUGGAGGUAUGAUCUCUGCUUUCUUCCUCCAAAACCACGAUCAGAUGCGUGCUCACAUCCGCACAUAUGCCCUCAUCUUCUGCUCUCUUUCCCUCGUCUCCAUCAUUGUGAACCUCACCCAACAUUAUAAUUUUGCUUACAUGGGUGAGCAUUUAACCAAGAGGAUUCGAUUGAGAAUGCUAGAGAAGAUCUUGACAUUCGAAGCGGCAUGGUUUGAUGAAGAGGAGAAUUCGAGUGGAGCUUUGUGCUCCAGGUUGAGCAAUGAGGCUUCCAUGGUGAAGUCAUUAGUGGUAGACAGGGUAUCACUUUUGUUGCAGACCACAUCGGCUGUCACGGUUGCAAUGGUAAUGGGUUUAAUUGUGGCUUGGAAGCUUGCAUUGGUGAUGAUUGCGGUUCAACCAUUGACGAUCCUCUGUUUCUAUACAAGAAAAGUUUUGCUUUCUAGUAUUUCUUUGAAUUUCAUAAAGGCACAGAACCAGAGUACCCAGAUUGCUGUAGAAGCAGUUUAUAAUCACAGGAUUGUAACUUCUUUUGGGAGUGUAGGGAAGGUGCUCCAGUUGUUCGAGGAAGCUCAGGAGGAUCCAAGGAAGGAAGCAAGGAAGAAGGCAUGGUUGGCAGGGAUAGGGAUGGGUUCGGCUCAGUGCUUGACAUUCAUGUCUUGGGCGCUGGAUUUUUGGUUUGGGGGUAAAUUGGUGGAGGCAGGGCAGAUACCUGCAGGGGCUGUGUUUAAGACGUUCUUCAUAUUGGUGAGUACAGGCAAGGUCAUUGCUGAGGCUGGUAGCAUGACUUCUGACCUCGCAAAGGGGGCAACCGCCGUGGCAUCCGUCUUCGAGGUCCUCGACAGGGAAUCCCUCAUUCCAGGCUCCUAUCAGGCGGGUGGUGAAGAAGGCAAGAAUGGAGGUAGGAAGUUGGAGUGGAUAAGCGGUGGGAUAGAAUUGAAGAAAGUUGAUUUCGCAUACCCAGGUAGACCGGACUGUCUAGUGUUGCGGCAGAUGAGCUUGGAGGUUAAGCCAGGGAUGAGUGUGGGGCUGGUCGGAAAAAGCGGGUGUGGUAAAUCGACGGUGAUCGGACUAGUACAGAGGUUCUAUGAUGUUGAGAGGGGGGGAGUGAAGGUGGAUGGAGUGGACAUAAGAGAACUGGACAUCAGAUGGUAUAGGAGCCACACAGCUCUAGUCAGCCAAGAACCUGUCAUCUAUUCGGGCAGCAUAAGGGACAACAUUGUUUUUGGAAAGCAAGAAGCAUCAGAGAAUGAGGUGGUAGAGGCUGCCAAAGCUUCUAAUGCUCAUGACUUCAUCUCAUCACUAAAAGAUGGAUACGAGACGGAAUGUGGGGAGCGAGGAGUACAAUUAUCAGGAGGACAGAAACAGAGGAUCGCAAUAGCGAGAGCGAUCAUAAGAAACCCAACAAUACUGCUACUAGAUGAGGCUACAAGUGCUCUUGAUGUGCAGUCUGAGCAAGUUGUCCAGGAGGCUUUGGAUAGAAUCAUGGUGGGGAGGACAACCAUUGUCGUCGCACAUCGACUUAACACCAUCAAGAAGAUGGACUCCAUUGCAUUUGUAGCAGAUGGGAAGGUGGUAGAAAGAGGAACCUACGCUCAGCUUAAGAGCAAGCAAGGAGCCUUCUUCAAUCUAGCCACUCUUCAACAAACCUAAACCAUGUACUGCAAAUUGCAACUACCUCAGGCCAAGUUGGUCCAUGUAUGUUGUAUAUUUACUAGUCCAUAAUCCAUAAUAAGAAUGAUAUAGCCUUAAAACC